GCCAGAGCGCGACUCUCGCCAAACCCCACCCCCACUAGCAAGCGGUGUGCGACAGACACCCUCCCUAGCCUACCCACAAUGCACGGCGCGCCCGGAGGGUAGGAGGAGGAGCUGGCGGCGAAGGCGGCCAUGUUAUGAUGUGUUGUUGCCCCUUCUCCCUCCUCCCGAGCCCGACUGACCUGGCGCCCUGACCGUGGGAGGGAGACUUCGCGCUGAGGUCGGAGCCGCUUUCUUACCGAGUCCCCGAGGAGAGGCCGGAGCAGCAUGGCCGCCAUGUUAGGAGACGAUGACUUUGAUCAAUUUGAUAAGCCUGGCGCAGAAAGAUCUCGAAGAAGAAGAGCUACGGAUGAUGACUGGGACAGUGAACUGGAGGAUGACCUACUUGAGGAAGAUUACUUGUCGGGGAAAAAGAUUUCACCAGAUCUCUCUGAUGAGGAGCUUAAUGAUGAUCUUCUCCAAAGCGAUGAGGAAGAGCAGGAUGCGGUUAAUUUCAGUUCACAAGGAGUCACUGUCAGUCUCAACGCAACCACUGGGGACAUGUCUUCAUUUGACCUUUCUAAGAGCAUGAGUGAGGAGUGUACAGCAGAGGAGACAGAAUUUGAAGAGGCAGAGAAUGAAGAGGUAUAUGAAGACCUUGAUUUGCAAGAGAGUAACUGUGAAGAUUUGGCGGUGGACUCCUAUGAAGAAAAUGAUGAGCUUGUUGAUGAACAGGUAGAAUAUACUGAAGAAGAAACCACAGAUGAGGUACUGGAGCUUGAGAUAAAUGAACCUCUGGAUGAAUUUCAAGAGGAAGAUUAUGCACAGUCAUACAAAAGGCAGGAAGCUAACGAUGAACAGUAUAUGGAAAAUGUAUCAGAGGAUGCAGCAGAACCAGAAAAUCCUGCUAACGAAUCUGAAGAGGUUCAUGUAGAGUCACAAGAGUUACCUCCUGACUCUAAAGAAGAGUCUGAUGAAGAUGAUGAUGAGGAGGAAGGAGGUGGUCGCAUACGUUUCAAAACUGAACGUAAAGAAGGAACAAUUAUUCGGCUUUCUAAUUCCACUAGAGAAAGGCGUAACAUUCCAGAAACUUUAGAGCUUUCUGCAGAAGCCAAGGCAUCCCUGAUGGAGUUCGAGGAAAUGGAACGACAACGCAAGCAAGGGCGCUUUGGUACCAGAAGAGGUGGCAGAAGAGGAGGCGGUUAUGCCAUACCUGGUAGAAUGGGAGGUCAGAGGAAUGACUAUACUGACAGGAGGAACCUGAGAAAUCGCACAGCCCAGGGGCAACCUGUUCGCAGUAUGUUCAUGCAGCAGCAGCAUCAUAUACAGCCUCUCCUUCCAAUGCCACGGUCCCGCAAUCCUUCAUCGGCUGGGUUACCCUCACCACAACAAGAAAAAGCAAGAAUGGGUACCAACAUGGCAACACCUCAGAAACAGCAACCUAAAAACAUCCAUAUUAAUCCCCAUUUCAAAGGGAACGUAGCACCUGUCCAAGUUCCCCUGCUGCCAGCCCCAAACCAGCCUCGUCCAGCAAUGGGUCCGCCAAGGUUUCCGGGUAUGCCGGAAUUUCAACAUGUCCCAAAUCCUGCACCAGGCAACUUUAAUCCACCCCCACGAUUUCAGGAACCAUGGAGGAACCCCCCACCACCACCCCAGCCUGAACGAGAACCCUUCUUCAUUGGAGAACCACGGUUUCCUAACCAUCAUAUAUUUGACCAGAGAAAUCCUCCUCCUGGUCCUCCUCCUCCGCUUUUGAGCAGCAACCACCAAGUUCCCAACCAGAACCCACCGCCGUUCAAUCCACCUGGACAAGGUUUCAACCAACCACAGCCUAGAUUCAAUCAGGCCCAAACAAACUUCAGUCCGCCUGGACCUGGCCCACAGACUAGUUUUAAUCCACCUACUCCGCAGUCAGGAUUUAAUCAGCCUGGAUUUGGCCAACCAGGUCCACAGACAGGAUUUAACCCUCAAGGUCCUCAGUCUGGCUAUAACCCUCAAGGUCCUCAGUCUAGCUUCAACGCAUCAGGAAAUCAACCAGGUUUCAGUCAACCAAAUUUUAACCAUCCAAGCCCUCAGCCUGGAUUUAACCAGUCUGGUCCUCAACCACCAUUUAACCUGCCAGGCCUUAACCAACAAGGCUUCAACCAGGCAAACCCUGGACCUCAGCCUGGAUUUAACCAGCCAGGAUCUGGUCCACAACCAAACUUCACUCAGCAUGGCCCUGGACCCCAGCCAGGAUUUAACUCUCCGGGAUUUUCAAGAGAACGUCCUUUACGUAUGAACAUGCAGUCUCCAAGCCCGCUGGGUAUGCCUCCUUUCAGUCCACCUUCUGCAAACAGGCAUUUUGGGCCACCAAGGCAGCAAUUGCCACCAGGUCCCGGGCAGCCAUUUAUGCCUCACACGCAGUCAAACAUGCAGGGCCCAAUGCAACCUAUACAGUCCAUGCACCAGCAUCACCACCUUGGAGGACCACCAAAGCCUCCGAUGCCCAUGCAGCAGCCACUUCCAUUUAGAGCACAUUCACAGACACUCUCACACCGAAUGCCCGGGCAGCAGCGACAUGGUCCUCUGAAACAAAGAGCGGGCAUGCCAAUACAGAACAUGGCAAAACCUCACAAUCUGCAGACGCUGCACUCGAGAAAUAGCAACUUGCGGGAGCUGCCCAUAGCGCCCUCUCAUUCUUUAGAUAUGAACAAGAGGAAAUCUGCCUCUGCUCCUGCGGCUCAGGUCAGGCCAGUGGGCACCACUGCACCACAAGCUAGGCUAGGUUAUGGAAACACACAAGCAAUCAAGCCAUUGAACAGCAUCAGCCCAGUAAAGGAAGCAGUUAAAGUUGAAGAACAGUUCCCUGAGGAAGAUGAAGAGACCAGAAAAUAUCGCUUGAAGAUAGAAGAGCAGAAGCGUUUAAGAGAAGAGAUUUUGAAACAGAAGGAGUUGCGACGGCAGCAGCAGGCAGGAGCAAGGAAGAAAGAGCUGCUGGAAAGGCUCUCUCAGCAACAGCCCAGCAGUGCACAGCAAAGGCAGCCCGAGCUGGAAAAUCCAGCGGUGAAGGUGGAAAAUAACUGUAGUCAGAUAUUGCCUCACAUUACUGCGCAGGUGCGGCCACAAGUAAGGAACAGACCGAUUGCAAAUAAGCCAGACUCAUUAUUGUCCAACUUGCCACAGAAAAUCCCACUGCUCCAGACUGCUGGAACCACUGCAUCAUUUCAAGGGCAGCAGAAGAAAAUUAUUAAGCAAACUGUACAAACCAGGGUUGCAGCGGAGAACCAGUUUCCAAAAGUUGAACAGGUAUACCCUGCUGUAUCCCCUAUGCCACUAGGGUUGCAACAGACUGUGAAAGUUGCUCCAGUUCAGGGAAAGCCACAAGAGCAGAGACCCAUAGGUGCAAAGAGGACAGUCAUGCAGAGGUCAAACAGCAGCAGUGGUGACGUGCAUAUCGCCCCAAAGGUCCGCGUGAUUAAGUUAUCGGGAGGGGGAGAUUGUGUUUCUGUACAGCCUUCAGUAGGCAAUCCACAAAUGCAGCUUCCUCAGCAGAGAAUCCAGCCUCAGCAAAGGCCACAAUAUCAACAGCGUGUUCAGCAGAAAACAGGACCUGUAAGGAAGGUAACAUUGGGGAAAGGAAGUGUUCAGCAACAACAGAAUCAACAGUAUCAACAGCAGUAUCAAGUCAAGCCCCGUCCGCAGCAUACUCUUGUAGAGUCCGUUGUCCCCCACAUGGUCACUAGCAUACAAGGACAGCAUCCACAAACGAAGGUCAUUAUGCGAGGGAGAGGCAGAGGAGUAGGUGGACAGAUGGGCCGAGGACGUCUGAUGCCAAAUAAACAGAACCUUCGUGUUGUGGAGUGCAAGCCUCAGCCUUGUGUGGUGUCAGUUGAAGGUCUUUCUUCAUCAACCACUGAUCACCAAUUGAAAAACUUGCUGAUGUCAGUAGGACCAAUUCAGCACGUGUUUUUGGAACGCCAAAGACAGAUUACUGUGAAGAGUGAUGAAAUUAACACAAGUGGAGAAUUCAGAGCCUUAGCGCAGAACAGCGCCUGCAUGACUAACUUUUUUUUGGCAAAUCACCCCGCGGAUUACAGCCCAGUAGAGAGAGCAUCAAAAAAUGAAAUUGCAGAUGUUUCCUCAUCAAAGAAAAGCCAUCGCAACAUUUGAAAACCCGCACCAUGCUUCGCAAUUCCAGCAGAGGUUCCACAGGCACAUGAUUGACUUGUCACACAUCAACGUAUCACUGGUCACUGAAUGAUUUGAGUUGUCACAUUCAGCAUCGACUGAGACACAACUGGAAAAGAGACUUCUGGACACUGUAGUGACUCCCUCUGUAUUUUGGAUUUCCCUACUCUCACAAGGCACUGAAUGGAGGGACAAAUUUGUUACGUAGAGUGAAACUGUGGAGUUGAGAUUUUCCUCAUUAGAUCUCCCUACGUGUAUCUUUGCUAUUCUUACUGUGUUCUCUCUGAAUUGUGACACUUGCAUGUAAAUCUGUCUCUGUGUCAAAAAGACUCAUUACCGACAUAGUAGGGGAAAAAAUUAGAACAAGAGACAGUGUUGAAAAAGAAUAUAUGAUAAUGGUUACUCUUCUCUUCUGGACGUGUUAUGAUUACAAAUAUAUUUUACAUUUAGUUCAACACCACCUAGAACAUAACUCGAUACAUUUUAGCUCUGUUAAAAACCUAUUGUAGAUAUUUUUUACUAUCAUCCUUGGCCUUGAAUUGGAAUUAGCAUUUUAUUCUGAUUUUCAAAGUAAUAUUUAUUUCAAAAUACAAGAUUUUGCAGUCUUAUACUGUAAGUAAUAUCUUUUAAAGAAAUAAGUGUUUUCUUUAAUAAUACCUGUAGAGCAGAGGUUCUCAAACACGGCCCUCAAGGCUCCCCAAAGGUCCAGGAUUUAAGUAUCUCCAUGCUUGACCACAGGUGACUUAAUUAGUACCUCAGUCCAUUUGAUUUAACAAUCUGUGCUGAUUUAUGGAUAUACUUAAAACCUGGACCGCUGGGGUGCCUCGAGGACCGUGUUUGAGACACUGUUGUAGAGUAUUCAUACGCAAUAGCAUCAUAGGGUUCUUUGGACUGGACUAAUGGCCCUUUAGAAGACAGUAAAUUAGGAAAUGCUAUCAAUUUACCACUGGAUUUGGAACAAAUACUAGGAUAAAUACUAUUUAUAUAACUAUUAAUGUAACAUUCCUUUAAUCCACUGGAGAUAAUUCACUUUCUUAGUCUUUCAGCUUCAUUGUUUAGAAUGACUUCAUGGUUAAACAAUCGAUAGCCUUGCAUUGGAUUCCAAAUGCCAAACUGUGGCUUCCUAUUUAAGCCGUUGUUUAUUAACUAGAGGAACAGUCCCCGUACAUAUUGACUUGUCGCUGUUAUUAUAGUAUUUGUGGUAAUAUUGCUCUUCAGUGACUGCAUACUUGUGGUUUUAUAAAAUUGGUUUCUAUUGCGACAUAAGGCCCCCAUAGUAAUAAAUAGCAUAUCUGCCAUAUGAAGGAUGGUUUUAUGUUCUAGAUAGCUUUAUGUAUUUGUGUAUAUAUAUAUAUAUAUAUAUAUAUAUAUAUAUAUAUCAAUUUAAAG
Pseudophryne corroboree (corroboree frog) is the source of this 5535-nucleotide messenger RNA. It is a transcript of the gene RBM33, whose product is annotated as RNA binding motif protein 33. The record is from RefSeq and is a predicted model, not a curated record. The transcript has 22 exons. Lineage: Eukaryota; Metazoa; Chordata; Amphibia; Anura; Myobatrachidae. Gene Ontology annotation, molecular function: RNA binding. Bases 265 to 4128 code for a protein of 1287 amino acids.